UUUUACGCAUAUUUACAAGCUAAUAAGCUGUCACUUUCACAUUGUUUAUUAGACACAGACCAUAUAAGAUCAUUAGCGGUUGUAUUUUACGUUUAUACAUAUAUAUAUCUUAAUUGCGUUUUACAUUACAAACAACGUAAUAUAUUUUUUUUUAUACAUAACAUGUCAGAUUUUAUAGAGAAUCAAGUUCAAUUACUGCUUGCCGGACAAGCAUUAGAAAAUGAUGACAUAUGUAAUGUACAUACCCUGGCAAGUGACACAAUAGGUGCAAAAUCAGGUCAACUAACAGGACAUGUUCCCAUUUGCUCGAAAACAGUGACAUACAUAGUUGCUGCUGUUGUUAUAAAUGAUCAAGGUGAAGUAUUAAUGAUGCAAGAAGCAAAAGCUUCUUGUACUGGAAAGUGGUACAUACCAGCUGGUAGAGUAGAGAAAAAUGAAAAUCUGAUAAAUGCUGUGAAAAGGGAAGUCUUAGAAGAGACAGGUCUAGUAAUAGCGCCAACAACUCUAAUAUUGGUAGAAUGUGCAAAUGGUACAUGGUUUCGCUUUGUAUUUACUGGAGAUAUAGUUGGUGGUGUUCUAAAAACACCUGAUCAGGCAAAUGAGGAAUCCUUACAAGCAUGUUGGAUACGAAAUAUAAAUGAUUUGCCACUAAGAUCCAAUGAUAUUAUAUAUCUCCUAGACAGAGGCACAAGUUAUGUUUCAAAUAAGUCUACUUCUCAACAUCCUUAUUUAAUGCCUAUGACCAAACCACAUACAAAACUAUUGCUGAGAUUAGUAGUCACAUCCAAAAAAAGAGCAACGAACAGAUUACAUGUGCUUAUAUCUGAUACUGAACAAUAUAAUCUACCAAUUUGUGAAAUUAAUCCAAAUCGUAGUUUACUGUCUACUUUACAUAGCUUUAUGACAGAAAUAUUUGGAAACGAUGUAGCACAACAUAAACCACAUGGUUUAUUGUCUAUAGAAUUUAGUGCUGGACAAGGAGGAGACGGUCUAUGCUUGACAUUAUUGGUGUCCUUCAAAUUGCCUUUGGAAGAUGUGCCUAUAAUUGGAAAAUAUAUUUGGCAUGAGCUUUCUGAAAAUGUAGCAGAAGCUCUUGCAACACGUCUGCCGCGAAACAUGACUGUCCCUUUAAAAGUCGUACGUUAAUUGCAUAUAACUUUUGUUAAGCAAUUAUAUUUAUUUACAAGGCUCAGAAGAGAAAGAUUCUUUUCUAAAAUAAUGUUUAUGAUGUUAACAUCGUAGCUACCCUAGUCUAUACCAAUGACUUUAUAACAGGUAUUAAUAUCCAGUAAAACUUACAUUCCAU
Molecule: messenger RNA, 1306 nt
Organism: Cataglyphis hispanica
Lineage: Eukaryota; Metazoa; Arthropoda; Insecta; Hymenoptera; Formicidae
Product: 8-oxo-dGDP phosphatase NUDT18
Exons: 4
Coding region: 163-1146 (327 amino acids)
Molecular function (GO): 8-oxo-dGDP phosphatase activity; 8-oxo-GDP phosphatase activity; magnesium ion binding
Source: RefSeq, a predicted model, not a curated record